AUGGGGACGCGUCAGGCUUCGGAGCAGGAGUUUGUGGCGGUGCCGCGGGAUGUGCAUGUGACGGAGCGGGUCCAAGGCGUACCGGUGACACGGCAGAUUGAGGAGAUCGAGCCUCAGUUCCGCGAGCAAACGAUCGUGCGUGCCAUUCCGACGGAGAAAGUGGUGUACCACGACCGCAAGACGCCGGUGGUGCACCGCCGCAUUGUGGACGAGUACGUAGAGACGCCUGUGGAGCGGGGCGUGACCACGACGUUUGUACCACGCAUUACGGUGCAGGAGCGUGAGAUCGAAGUGCCGGUGCCUCGGAUUGUAUGGAAGGAACGUGUGCAGGAAGUGCCCGAAGUCCGUGAGAUCGUGCGCUACGUAGACACGGAGGACAACGUGGAACGCGUGAUUCGUUAUAUCCCCGACACGCCGAACAUGAACCUGAGUCCGGCUGCGAGUCCGGGUAUGCCUGACGAGGAUGAUGAGAGUCUCGAGGGCGUAGUCUUGCCCAAACAGCGCAAGUUCCAACCGCCCGACGCUCCCGCACCGGUGACCAUCGACAUCCCCGUACCCUUCAUGGUGCCGAAGCCACUAUGCAUCAGCAUCGACGUGCCCAUGAUCCGUUUCCGCGACCACUUCGUGCCCGUUCCCGUGCGGCGCCACGUGACUCCGAAACUCAGUUUCAACGAGAACUCCUACGACGUGCCGUGCGUCCGAGAAAAGCCCGUGCUCAUUGUCAAGGACCAGAUGAAGCCGGUACCUGUGGACGUGCACAUCCGUGUCCAGGAAAAGGACAUCCAGGUCGACCCGAUCGAUGCGCAAGACCUCUCACAGGCCGACUACCACGCCAUGUGGAUGCGCCUCGCUGCAGACCAACUCGACGCUUUCCGCGCCGCCCACGGCGGUAAAUACCCGAGAGGAAUGCACGUGCCCGAAGACAUGAAGACUGCGACACGGACGCGGAAGGCGAAGGCCAAGAAAGCCAGGAAGGGUUGA
Messenger RNA from Gregarina niphandrodes, 981 nucleotides. RefSeq names its product putative membrane skeletal protein. The transcript has 2 exons. The record is from RefSeq and is a predicted model, not a curated record. Bases 1 to 981 code for a protein of 326 amino acids. Lineage: Eukaryota; Apicomplexa; Conoidasida; Eugregarinorida; Gregarinidae.